AUGCCAGAUGCCGAUGGAGAGGCGCUCGAAGCCGUGGACAUGCCGCAGGUUGAUCAUAUCCCUGACGCCGUCGUGGAUUUUGAUGGCGUGCCUAGACAAUACGAUGAACUACCGGUUGAAGAAGACGAGUUCCUGCAGGAACUGACCAAAUCCGGGGCGUAUCAAGCACAUCUACACCGGCUCGAGCAUGAAGGCUGGAACGUUCGACCCGAGAAUGAAGGGGUCAAUAAAACAACUCCUAAGGACUCGGAGGAAGGAGCAGCAGCGAGCGCCAUCGCGGUGAUCGAACUCGCCGCAAAGGUUUGCGCCCUCUGCCUUCAGUACUCUCUCGCCGUUAAGAACGCCAAGCAGGACAUGGAACGGUUUCGGCAGCAAAUUGAAGCCUUGAAGACGAUCGCCGAAGGUGCGCAGCAGCUUCUACGAGGUCCAGAUGGCGCUCGACUCGAGACUUCGCAAAAUCUGCGCAACGCUCUCGCAAACACCCAUUCGCAGCUCGAUCCUAUUCGCACGAAGCUAGAAGAGAAGCUGAACACGGGUCGUAGGGGUCAAAUAAUGAGACGCGUAGGUCUGCGCGCUUUGACAUGGCCGUUCGAGACCAAGGAUAUCGACAAAAUCAUCACCAAGCUCCAGCGGGACCAGGAUACUAUUUCCGCCGCCCUACAGAGACGUAAGCGGAUCUCUCAAGAUCAACCAGACGCUUACACUUAUCAGCCCCUACCCGACGGGACCAUCCGAAUUUUGACGCUAUGGGGCGGAAAUCCCGACGACCCGCUUACGGGGGUGCUCGAGCUCGUUGCCGUCGACGAUGCCGGGGCUUACGAGCCUCUCUCGUACGUUUGGGGAGAUAAAACGCUCACGCACGAGAUACGCCUGCCCGACGCAGAGCUCCGCAUCACAUCGAGCUUAUACCACGCCCUGCGACGGCUCCGAUUGCAAACGGGGCCGCGGCGCGUGUGGGCCGACCAGAUCUGCAUCGACCAAGGCAAUAAGGCAGAGAGGUCGCAACAGGUGCAGUUUAUGAACCGGAUUUACCGUACCGGGAGCAGCAUACAGGUCUGGCUCGGCCUCGACGACCAGCAUCAGGCGGAAGAGGCUUUCGGCUUUGUGCGAGAGCUGGCCGGGCUCCUCGCCGAUAAGAAGCAUCCUAUUUUUAGGACUGCCAGCACCGACGAUCUGGCCGAACAAUCGGCCUGGAAACCCCUAAAAAACAUAACGAGUCUCCCAUGGUUCCAACGCGGCUGGGUCGUCCAGGAGAUCGGCACCAAAGCGCCUGCAACCCUGCUUUGGGGGAAAGCAGAAAUGGCCUGGGAAGAGCUGCACUACGUGUGCGAGGAGCUCGCAGAACACCAUCACCUGAGGCUCAAGUUUAAGGUGGCGACGUCGGAGAUCAAGUACCUUUACCGCCGUUUCGUCGAGCCCGAAAAAACUAGCCGGCACGACAACCGCUUCAGCUUUAUCUACGAGCUCCACCGUGCAGGGCACCUAAAGGUCAGCGACCAGCGAGACCGCGUGUUCGCUAUACUGGGCCACUAUUCCAUCCGCGCGGGACGCAACAGCGAGCUGAAGGCGCUAAAGGCGGACUAUUCGAGCUCGGUCGAAAAAGUUUACACCAACGUUGCCGUGAGAGCCCUGAUCGGGGACGGCGAGUCUCUCAUCACCCUUGGGGCCGUGCAGCAUACGAAACUCUCUUCCGCGGCUGAAACUCCGCAGGGGCAAGCCGGGCAUACGCUGCCGUCGUGGGCGCCGGACUGGAGAACCCACCACGGACAUAUCAUGUCGGAACCCACCAGCCCUCACCGCGCCUGCGGCCCGACGAAGCCCAGUCUGAACAUCUACGAUUCAAAGGUGCUCGAAAUUCGCGGGAUAGAGAUGGACCGGAUCGAGGCCUGCUCCGGCCUGCUGCAAAAGGGGGCGUUUCACGGCCGGAAAGCCGCCGAAGGGGACAGGGCGCGGGCCGCAGUCGAGGUCCUAUGGACGGACAUCUGCGGGAAGACAAACGGCUUUGAUAUCAGCGACGAGUAUGCCGGCGGGGGAAUGGGGACCAGCAGCUUUUUCGCCUAUACUCAAACGCUAAGCAAUGGCUGCAUGGCCCUUUAUUGGCAGGACCACGCCCUCGAGGAUUACGGCGCCGUCCCUCAGGGGAAAUGGCUCGCGCACGCCGCCGCCUACCUCACCACCGUGGUGGACAGGGCGGCCAUCUCUCCCGAGCUCCGCUUGCUGGCCGAUCAGGGAGACGCCCAGAAAUGGGGCCGUGCGGCGACCGGCGCGUCGAGCGAGCGAAAGUUUGCCCGGACUACCAAGGGGUACUAUGUGAUGGGGCCGGGGGUCAUGGAGAAGGGCGACGUUGUCUGCGUGCUCUUCGGCGGGAAAAUGCCGUUUUGUCUCCGCCCCCUUCCAGGCUCUCAGCACUACUUGCUGGUUGGAGAGUGCUAUAUCCACGGGCUUAUGAAUGGGGAGGCUGUGGACAUGCUUAACAGGGGAAAAGCUCGCGAGGAGGUAUUCAAGGUUGUUUAA
Molecule: messenger RNA, 2514 nt
Organism: Gaeumannomyces tritici R3-111a-1
Lineage: Eukaryota; Fungi; Ascomycota; Sordariomycetes; Magnaporthales; Magnaporthaceae
Exons: 2
Coding region: 1-2514 (837 amino acids)
Source: RefSeq, a predicted model, not a curated record